Molecule: messenger RNA, 1786 nt
Organism: Motacilla alba alba
Lineage: Eukaryota; Metazoa; Chordata; Aves; Passeriformes; Motacillidae
Product: centrosome-associated protein CEP250-like
Exons: 15
Coding region: 1-1719 (572 amino acids)
Biological process (GO): regulation of MAPK cascade; protein phosphorylation; intracellular signal transduction
Cellular component (GO): cytoplasm
Molecular function (GO): protein serine/threonine kinase activity; ATP binding
Source: RefSeq, a predicted model, not a curated record
AUGUUCCUCCUGACUCUGGUGUCGGAGAGACAUUUUGGACUCCCUACAGAAGCCAUUGUUGUGCUUGGAGGCGGCCAGGGAGCAUUGUGGCCCUGGCUACUAGAUACAAGGCUCUGCAAGUGCAGCCAAAGAAGGUGGGCAUGUCUGCUGCCAGUACAGGAGAGGGGAGAGCAAAGAGCCUGGGUGGUGCCUGGCCAAGGAGGGACAGCACCCGCUGGACCAGCUCACUGUCGACAGAGAAGGACUGGUCGCCUCCGAGGUGGAAGGAGUCAAGUCUACGGUUCGGCCCCGCUAGGAGAGCUUCCUGCCACUCAGGACUCCUCGGCCCAGGCGGGAAAGGCAGAGCGGCAGGAGAGCGCAGAUAGAGUGUGCAGCACCCGGGAGUUCAGAUGGAAGGGGCUGGCUGCAUUUGAGAGCAGGCGCCACUCCUCGCGAGAGAGGCCUUUGGAAGUGGCAGCAGAGACAGCAGAGGAACCGCAGCUUCAGAGGGACCUGCUGAAGGAAGAGGUUCCUCUGGCAGUGCCAAAGGCUUGCCGCCGGCAGCGGGCAGCCCACAGGGGUCUGGAGAAGCUGCUGCAGGAGUUCUCUCGCCAAGGGCACACACUGUCGCAGGUGUGCAGAGAGAAGGCGGCGCAGGCACAAGAGAACGCUGCCCUGGAAGCCCGACUGGCAGGCAUGGAGCGGGACCUAGGAGGCCUUGCCAAGCAGCUGGCAGAGGCCAGGUCCGAGAAGGAGAGCCUGCAGAGCAGCCUGCUGGAGGCUCAGCGGCGCGUGUCGGAGCUGGAGGUCACCAGGAGCCGUCUGGAAGCCCAAGUGCGCACAGCCACACGGGCCCAGGAGGUGAUACUCGAGGAUGUGAAGGGCCUUCGUCAUGAGCUGCAGGCUGUAAGAUCUCUCAGCAAGCAGCAAUGUGAAGAAAUGGUUCAACAGCUCCGCUGGGCAGAAGAGCAGUGCAGCAAGGCUCUCAGAGGCUGGCAAUCUGCACAGGAAGAGGAAACAAGGAAGCUCCAGCAAAAAAUGAAGAGACGUCUGGAACGACAGCGCUUGGAGGCGCAGGCGAUGCUGGAGGAACGGGAAAGCUUCCUGGCAGAGCUCCAGGGUCAGAAGGCUGCUGUCUUAGCCAAGGUGCGCCAGCUGCAAAGGGAGCUAAACCAAAGCCGGCAGCAGCUGGAGCAGCUGAGGCAGCAGCUGAAUGAGGAGCGGGCAAAUGGGCAGUAUAUCAAGGACAAGAUGCAGGCAGAGCUGCAGGAAGCUUGGAGGAGGAUGAAGGCAGUGGAGGAGAGGCACAAAGAAGAAAUGGAAAGGAUGUACAAGAUCCAGCUGCAGUACAGGCUGGCAGAACAAAAGCAGAGGGACAAGGGCUCUGCCAUUGAAGCCGCCGCUGCAGCAGCAUCCUCUGAAGAAGCCUCCUCUCCGCAGCCUGAGAAGCCGAGCAUGAGCAGCUCGCCCCACUCCAGCCAGGAGAGCGAGAAGCCAUGCCUGAAGCUGCUGAGGAAUGUGGUGAGCGUGGCAGACCCCGAAAAGAAAUACACUGGAUGGAAACUUAUUGGCAGAGGGGGUUUUGGAGCCGUUUAUAAGGCCCUGGAGGCUGCCACAGGACGAGCGGUGGCCAUAAAGGAAAUUGAUCUCCAGCACCAGGGCUGCGAGGAAGCAUUGAAAGAAAUCCUGGUCAUGAGGGAAAAGAAGAAUGCCAAUAUUGUCACCUACCUAGAAAGGUAAGUCAUUCUGGUGUUUUUCUGGGAAUCUCAGUUUCCAUACUUGCAAGGCAGAGGUUUAAAGCUCUUGG